Rodentolepis nana is the source of this 1353-nucleotide messenger RNA. Lineage: Eukaryota; Metazoa; Platyhelminthes; Cestoda; Cyclophyllidea; Hymenolepididae. The record is from the annotation of a GenBank genome assembly.
AUGCGAGAAUGUAUUAGCAUCCAUAUCGGCCAAGCUGGCGUCCAAAUGGGCAAUGCCUGCUGGGAACUGUACUGCCUGGAACAUGGUAUCCAACCCGAUGGAAUGAUAGGCUCAAAAGGAGAUUCCCGUAUCAAUGACGACUCCCACACCACUUUCUUUAGCGAAACUGGUGUUGGAAGGCGCGUGCCUCGUGCCAUCCUUGUUGACACUGAGCCCACUGUUGUGGAUGAAGUUCGCACUGGUAAAUAUCGUCAACUGUAUCACCCUGAGCAACUAAUCUCCGGAAAGGAAGAUGCUGCAAAUAACUAUGCUCGUGGCCAUUAUACUAUUGGAAAGGAACACAUUGAGAACGUUUUGAACCGCGUCCGAAAGCUGACAGAUCAAUGUAAUGGACUUCAAGGCUUUUUACUCUUUCAUUCUUUCGGAGGAGGAACUGGAUCCGGUUUCACUUCCCUCCUUAUGGAGAGGCUGAGUAUUGAGUACGGCAAGAAAUCAAAGUUGGAAUUCUCAAUUUAUCCAGCCCCUCAAAUCUCAACGGCUAUUGUCGAGCCCUAUAACUCGAUUCUUACCACCCAUACCACAUUGGAGCACUCCGAUUGCUCAUUCAUGGUCGAUAACGAAGCCAUUUACGAGAUUUGCAGACGCAAUCUAGAUAUAGGUUGGCCUUCGUAUGUUAAUCUGAAUCGACUUAUUAGUCAAAUUGUUAGUUCCAUUACGGCGUCUUUGCGUUUUGAAGGCGCUCUUAAUGUUGACUUGACGGAAUUUCAAACAAACUUGGUCCCAUAUCCUCGUAUCCACUUCCCUCUUGCCACAUAUGCGCCUAUAAUUUCAGCCGAGAAGGCUUACCAUGAGCAAAUGAGCGUUUCCGAGAUUACGAACGCCUGUUUCGAGCCUGCAAAUCAGAUGGUUAAAUGCGACCCUCGUAAUGGCAAGUAUAUGGCUUGCUGUCUUCUCUAUCGUGGUGAUGUGGUACCAAAAGAUGCCAAUGCGGCUAUUGCGGCAAUAAAAAAUAAAAGAAACAUCCAGUUUGUUGAUUGGUGUCCUACUGGUUUUAAGGUGGGAAUAAACUCAAAGGCACCCAGUGUGGUUCCUGGUGGCGACUUAGCUAACCUAAGUAGGUCGGUGUGUAUGCUGAGUAAUACGACGGCCAUUUCUGAGGCAUGGGCUCGCUUAAAUCGAAAAUUUGACUUGAUGUUUGCAAAACGCGCCUUUGUUCACUGGUACGUAGGUGAGGGAAUGGAGGAGGGCGAGUUUGCUGAAGCUCGUGAAGAUCUCGCUGCCUUGGAGAAGGACUAUGAAGAGGUGGCUUUGGACACAGACCAAACUAUGGACGAAGACGAAGGUGAUUACUAA